Messenger RNA from Prunus mume (Japanese apricot), 2298 nucleotides. RefSeq names its product transcription factor bHLH70. NCBI's taxonomy places the organism in Eukaryota, Viridiplantae, Streptophyta, Magnoliopsida, Rosales, Rosaceae. Gene Ontology annotation, molecular function: protein dimerization activity; DNA-binding transcription factor activity. The record is from RefSeq and is a predicted model, not a curated record. Gene Ontology annotation, cellular component: nucleus. Gene Ontology annotation, biological process: guard cell differentiation; stomatal complex development; positive regulation of DNA-templated transcription.
GUUUCAUGUAUAUCUAAGCAUUACUAUUAGCAUAUCCUCUCAAAAUCAGUUUGAGAGUUUUCCACCCUUCAUUUCUUACCACACCCGUCCUUAGUACAUUUCCAUUUUGUUCGCCCCACCUUUGUUUUAACCCAUCUUCACCUCUCUCUCUCUCUCUCUCUCUGAGGCCCAUUUCAACCUCUUGUGUCAAGUACUCUCUACCUCUUUCUGAUCUCCUCAAUUUGUUAGUUCUUCAAUGCUCGCACAGAGCAUUAAAUAUUGUUCUAUUUAGAAGCAUCAUUACACCCAUCACAAAACAAAGGAAUAUAUUUAUUUUAUGGUGUUGGAUUCAUGGUGUCUCAUUCUGCUUCUUAUUGCUGGGGCUUCUUACAUUUAUUGCAAUUGUUCUGUUAGCAUCACAAUGGAAUGUUGGUAACUUGGUAUAGCCAAUAUAUCUAGAGAGAGAGAGAGAGAGAGAGAGAAAGAGAGAGAACAAUUUAAGGCACAGUUCACCCAACAACUGCUCAGCUCAGCUGCAAUGGAGAGGCUUCAAGGACCCAUUGAUCCCUGUUUUUUUGGUGAGCAUUUGGAUUUUCAGUGCUUAGAACAAGGAUUAAGCACCACAGAAAGCUUGAGAUUUGAGGAAGAAGAAGAAGCAGCACAUCUCUCAAUACCAAGCUUGGAAGACAAAAUGCCAUUCCUUCAGAUGUUACAAACUGUAAACUCCCCCCCACCUUACUUUCCCUUGAAAGAGCCAAGCUUUCAGGCACUCUUGAGACUACAGCACCUAAAGAAUCCAUGGGAGUUAGGCAAAGCCUACAUGCCUGAAAUGGAGACCCAACUUCAGACAGCACUAGAGAUUGAGAGCUGUGUGACCCAUGACAUGGUUGAAUUGCAUUCACCUGUUAAAUCAGAAGCCAAGGACCUUCAUAAUCACCCACAUUCAGUUUCUGCUGGUAAUCUGGAGGCUGUUAGUUCAGAUUGCAUCCAAGACCAGGAACAGCCCAACUCAGCUGAAAUUAACUGUCGUAGGAAAGGCAAUAACUCAUCAGGAUCUCCUCCACCUACCUGGGCUCAAGCACAAAAUGAACCUGAGCAGACCCAGUACCCCAAAUCCCCUCCAGUCACCAGAGAAAGAAGAAAGCGCAAGAGAACAAGGCCAACCAAGAACAAAGAAGAAGUAGAGAGCCAGCGCAUGACUCACAUUGCUGUUGAACGCAACCGCAGGCGCCAAAUGAAUGACCAUCUCAAUGUUCUCAGGUCCCUCAUGCCCACUUCCUACAUUCAAAGGGGUGACCAAGCAUCUAUUGUGGGGGGUGCAAUAGACUUUGUGAAGGAAUUGGAGCAGCUGCUUCAAUCCCUUGAAGCCCAAAAGAGAAUGAGAAGAGCUGAUCAAGGGAGCAAUGGUGACAACUCUUUUAGCUCAUCAUCAUCAUCCUCCUCUGCCAGUAUGGCAAUGCCAUCCAAUGGAAUGUUCAUGUCUCUGUCCCAAUGCAGAAUUGGGUCUCAUGAGGAAGGCACCACCACCACCCCCCUUGAGGAUGAAGUAACAGCACAGAACAAGUCUGAGGCUGCAGACAUAGAUGUCACAGUGAUCCAAACCCAUGUGAACUUAAAAAUCCAGUGCCAAAGAAGAGCUGGGCAGUUGAUGAAAGCCAUUCUUGCAUUGGAAGAUCUUAGGCUCGCAGUUUUGCACCUCAACAUUACUUCUUCACAAGAUACUGUUCUUUACUCUUUCAAUCUCAAGAUAGAGGAAGGAUGCAAGUUAGGAUCAGCAGAUGAGAUUGCUAGAGCUGUACAUCAAAUAUUCAGCUUCAUCAACGGCUGCAGCUGAUUGGUUUAAUGAGUCAAGGCAGUGCUCCAGAAAGCAGCUAACCCUAUUUCAUUUCUUAGAGAGAGUAGGGAUAGGAAAGGAAAAAGAAAGUGACCACAUGAAAUGAAAAAUGUAAGGUGGUCUUUCACUCUUUUAGGAUAUUGGGAUGGAGAUGGGGAAGCAGAGGGAACCUCCACUUUAAAAAUUGUUUCCAUCUCCUAGGAUGUAAAUUUGUGUGUUUUAGUUUUACCCGCUGAGGUUGUAGCGACAAUGCUGCAGAUGAUGUCUAUUUCUUCCUCUCUCUUUUUUUGUUUUUUGUUUUAUGAUGGGGGCCCACCAUGCUUGCUGGAGAGUUGAGGGCUCAUUUUGAAUAUCUGAUAUUCUCAUCAUCAUUACAGCUUUGCAAAGGAUGCUUCUCUUUCUAUAUUUGACUUUUGGGGCAAUCCAUAUGGACUAUGAGUCCGUAAGGUGCUUCAUCAUUGCAUGUGGCUUUAUGCAUGUCCUUA